GAAACAACAACGAAUUGAGGUGGAAGCAAACAAGUAAAACAAAAUUGUAAAUUUACGAAAUGUGAGAUAACAACAAACGGAGAAAAAAAAUAAUAACAACAAAAAUUAGUUUACUAGUUUAGUUUAGUUUGUAAUUUUAACGAAGCCCUAACGGAUCGGCAGCGGGUCGCAGCAAAAUUCAAGUGGAAUUCAAAAUUCAGCAACAAAAACAAAAAUUAAACGCAUUGCGGACUUCGUCGUCUCGUUUGUUUGAGUGUAUGGAAUUUCGCUUUUUAUUUUAAUAUUUUUAUUUGGUGGGGUUGUUUGUGAUUGGACUCUUCUUUUGGGCCCCCAAAUGUAUCCGUGACGGAACUCAUCAUAGUGCAGAGAGUAUGUGUGUAUGAAGAAGAUUGUGGAGAGGCCGGGUUGCAGAUAAAAUUAUGAGGGCAUAAUAAUUUGGUAUAUUUAUUUUUAGUUUAAAAAGAGAUGUGAAAUUGUUAUUUUUUCAAUAUUAAUCAGAUAAGGUGUGCUACUGUUGUUGUUUUCCGAUUCUUAUGAAAACUUGAAAUUUGUUGUUUUUCAAUUUGAAAAUUGCUAAAAAAGUUUAAAUUUUGUAUGCAUUAAUAUAUUUCGGCCGUGUUGUUGUUUUUUUUUUUUUUUUUUGCACUCUCUGUGACCAUUGGCAACGUGAAAUGCCGCCCGGGCAAAGGCAAUCCAGCAACCAACCAAGCGUGACAUCAAUAAAAAUUACACUUUAAUUGCAAAGUAUUUAGCAUUCUUUGUGUGUUGUGUUUGUUUGUGUCGUCUCUACAGAGAAAAGUGAAUUUAAAUAAAAAAGAAAAUUAAGUAAUCAAGGUCAAUAAAACAAAACAAAAAAAAAAACGACAUAUUAUUUCUGCCCCACAAAAAUAUCUCACAUAUCCCCUCUCUUUGAAUCCUUGACUCAUCGUAAGUGUCGUUGACGCCACAAGUCACCCCAGCACCACCACAACCAUGCGCCGCCAUUCUCAACGACCCACACUAAGGAAUCUUAACCCGGUAUUCCAUAAACGUGAAAAAUCUGAAGACAAUACCGCCGUUUCCGACAAGCUAUUGAAAUUAGCUUGGAAAACGGGGGCAUUGAAUCUAUCCGGCAGGGGCCUGGCCACUGUACCUGAUAUAGUCUAUGACAUCAAUGCUAGCGACAAAAAUGCUGAGGUCACCUUGGAGUCGCUGGUGGCCAAGGAGGAGGAUGCCUGGUGGAAUCAAUUACCUUUGAAUAAUCUAGAUUUAAGUUCAAAUCAACUAAUACAGCUUUCGCCAAAAAUUGAAAAUUUAUGUUCGUUAACCACAUUGACGCUUCACGACAACGCCUUAACCUCCAUACCCAAAGAAAUUGGAAAAUUAGAGAAAUUGUUACGCAUCAACCUGAGUCGAAAUCGCCUGAAGGAGCUACCGCGUGAAUUUUUCACUCUACCUGACUUACGUUACCUGAAUUUGUCGCACAAUCAAUUCGAAGAACUCAAUCCGGAUAUCAGCGAUUUGCAUAUGUUGGAAUUUUUGGAUGUCUCAAAUAAUGAACUUAACGCUUUACCUGGUGGUAUUGGUUUUUUGGUGCGUCUCAACACGCUUUUACUAGCCUAUAAUCAUAUUAAAGAAUUACCGCCAGAUUUGGUCAAUAUGCGUUCUUUGCAAAAAUUGGAUUUAAUGCAUAACGAUUUGAUUGCACUGUCCGAAGAUAUGGGCAGUCUGAGGAAGCUGCAAUGUUUAUAUGCCCAGCACAAUGAUAUCAAAGAGUUACCAGAUUUUGAUGGCUGUGACCUACAAGAGCUACAUGUGUCAAAUAAUUUCAUAGAGAAAAUACCAAAGAAGCUCUGUUCCCAUUUGCCACAUUUGAAAAUUGUCGAUUUGCGAGACAAUAAAAUCACCGAAAUACCCAAUGAAAUUUCUUUGCUUCAAAAUCUAACACGCCUGGACAUCUCGAAUAAUUCCGUAUCAAAUUUACCCUACUCAUUGGCUUCCUUGGCUCAUCUCGUCAGUCUGCAGGUGGAGGGCAAUCCGAUUAAAUCCAUACGUCGUGACAUAUUGCAGUGUGGAACGGUGCGUAUUUUAAAAACUCUGCGUGAUCGUCAGGCGGGUAUAGAAGCGGCAGCGAAAACCUCAAAUUCAUCAUCUUCGCUGACUGGCAGUAUGGGGGCUGACGGUUUGAAUAGUCCCCGAAGAGGCCUAAGUUUCGAAGAAGAAAAUUCCAUAUUUCCCAAUAGAUACAAACUCCAUAAAACUCGCUGCCUUACAGUGACCAUGCAACAGCUGACUGAGGUGCCACGCGAAGUAUUUGAAACCGCCUGCAAUGAGCAUGUCAACAUUGUUGAUUUAUCCAAAAAUCGUUUCACCACCCUGCCAGAGGGUUUAUUGGAAAUGAAAGAUUGUUGUUCGGAGUUGGUGUUUGCUAAUAACCUAAUCAAUCAUGUGCCCUCUUUUAUCUCGCAAUUUACCCGCUUAUCAUUGGUUAAUUUAUCCUGUAAUAGUCUACAAGAUUUACCUGAAGAGUUUGGAGUUUUGGUCACCCUGAGAGAGCUGAAUAUAUCCAAUAAUAGAUUCGAAACCCUACCCAAAUGUAUUUAUGAUUUAAAAGGCUUGGAAAUUCUGCUGGCAUGUGAUAAUCGCAUUAAAUCCAUUGAUGCCACCAGCGAUGGAUUGGGGGCCCUCAAACGUCUGGCCAUUUUAGAUCUGCGUAACAAUGAUAUCGAUCAUGUUCCACCAAUACUGGGAAAUUUAAAGAAUAUCACGACCCUGGAAAUUAUCGGAAAUCCAUUUAAAUUACCACGUCAUCAAACAUUGGAAAGGGGAACCGAGGCCAUAAUGUCCUAUUUGCGUGAUCGCAUACCAGUUUAAUGAGACCAAAAAAUAUACACAAAUAAUGACCUAAGCGCAGCAAAAUUCAGCCACACAAAAAGACAACCAGGCAGCACAACUAGGCUAAAUGAGUGGGAGAAAGAGAGAGAUUGGGGACAAGAGAUCAGCUUACCUUAGAAUUUAUUUAAAACAUUUAUUUAGAGUAGCAUAUAUUUCUACACAACCGAAUUUGUGAAUGUGUUUUGUUUAAAAAAAACAAUGAAAAAAAAAAACAGAAUUUAUUUGCCAAAAAACUAGUCAUCAUUACCAAUAAAACAGUUGUUAAAAAUGUGAGGUUAUGGCGAAGAAAAAUAUAGUUUUUUUUUUUUUUAAUUUACCAAAUGAUAUAAAAAGUAUACAGAUUGUCCACAUUAUACUUUAAAAAAAAAUUUGAAGAAAAAUUUUCCUUUUGUUAUAACUAAAACAAGCUUUUGAUAUGCUCACAUCAAUAAAUUGAAAAAUAUUUAUGUAUUUAAGUUUUAGACUAAACAAGGCAAA
Molecule: messenger RNA, 3351 nt
Organism: Musca domestica (house fly)
Lineage: Eukaryota; Metazoa; Arthropoda; Insecta; Diptera; Muscidae
Gene: f-cup
Product: leucine-rich repeat-containing protein 40
Exons: 10
Coding region: 973-2853 (626 amino acids)
Molecular function (GO): protein binding
Source: RefSeq, a predicted model, not a curated record